CAAUAAAUCGCACCACGGACAAGAGUGGUUACGUGGCUUCAGGCGCGUCGUUCUCUGUUCGUACUGCGAAUACUGUCCUGGCGGCGUUCUUAUCGGUUGUCGUACACGGACAAGGACGGAAUCGUGCCGAACGUUAUCAGUCAACCGUUCGUUUAUUUUUUUCCGUCCCUCGCAAUUCGCCGCCGCCGCCGCCGCCGCCGCCGUCGUUAUCUUCCCCUCAUCGACCGCAGUCAACGCGCGCUCCGCCGACGGGCAGAUAACGAACGUACGUGUUCCAUCGAUGCUUACGUUCCGUGUGAAAUGACGACUGCUCGAACGUGAACGUAACCGUCGUUUGACCGUAUUGCCGUCCCGUUGUCGUUGCCGUUGUAAGGGAUCAUCAAGCCUACGUGACCGAAUUGAUCGCCCGACGCAGCCAUGCCGCCGUCCAAAAAAUGUAUUAAAUAUGUUUGCUGGGCGCUUUUGUUCGUCUUCGUGUUUCUGGGAUUGCCGAAACUGUGUCUGACCCACGGCCACCACGAUCACCACGAUCACCAUGCCGAUUCAAAACAAGUACCCUUCGACACCAUGCUAUGGGUUAAAGCUUUGUCCUCCACUGUGGCCAUUAGCGUCUUUCCGUUUUUCGUACUCUUCUUCAUACCUAUUGAUAACAAAGACGAACACCAAUCGUUCUUGAAGGUUCUCUUAAGUUUUGCGUCCGGUGGACUGUUGGGCGACGCAUUCUUGCACUUGAUUCCUCAUUCGUUGUCCACGCACCAUCAUCACCAUGACGAUCAUCAUGAUGACAGCAAACACUGCAGUAUACAUACACAUUCGCCAGAAGAAGCUCACGAUCAUAGUAACGAGACUAGAGUUGGUCUAUGGAUCUUGGCUGGUAUAUUGGUGUUCUUGUUCAUUGAAAAAUUGGUUCGUGUUGUAAAAGGAGGUCAUAGCCAUUCUCAUUCAAGUGCGCAUACCAAGGAAAAAUUGAGUGACGAUGAGGACGAUAAUGUUGAUAAGAAUGUUGAUCGUGCAAAGCCAAAACACAGUUUAUCAGUUGCCGGAUGGCUUAAUGUAGUUGCUGAUUUUUCACAUAAUUUUACUGAUGGACUUGCCAUUGGUGCAGCAUAUUUAGCUGGCCAAAACAUUGGUAUUGUCACAACAAUAACAGUAUUACUUCAUGAGGUACCUCAUGAAAUUGGAGAUUAUGCAAUUUUGAUUCAAGAAGGCAGUACUAAGGCAAAUGCCAUGAAAUGUCAAUUGCUAACUGCCGUGGGUGCUAUUUGUGGUACUUUGGUGUCAUUAACGUUUGGAAAAGAUAGUGAAGCUGCUAAUUCUUGGGUGUUACCAUUCACAGCCGGUGGUUUCAUUUAUAUAGCAACUGUAAAUGUCAUACCUAGUCUUUUAGAAGAUUCCAAUUUUAAACAGUCUGUUAAAGAAAUCAUAGCUUUGCUUGUUGGAGUUUACUUAAUGGUUAUUGUAGCUAAUUAUGAAUAAGUAUUAAAUUGUAUAGUUUAUUUUAUUGUAGUUACAUUAUAAAUGUGGAAAUAU
Sipha flava (yellow sugarcane aphid) is the source of this 1530-nucleotide messenger RNA. RefSeq names its product protein catecholamines up (gene Catsup). Gene Ontology annotation, biological process: intracellular zinc ion homeostasis; zinc ion transmembrane transport. The coding region runs from base 418 to 1476 and encodes 352 amino acids. The record is from RefSeq and is a predicted model, not a curated record. The transcript is spliced from 4 exons. Lineage: Eukaryota; Metazoa; Arthropoda; Insecta; Hemiptera; Aphididae. Gene Ontology annotation, cellular component: membrane. Gene Ontology annotation, molecular function: zinc ion transmembrane transporter activity.